CUUUCACUUUAAGCUGAUAAUUUGGGGAGUAAGAAUGCUUCGUAACUUGGUGGACAUAUAUAGAGGGAUUUGUUUCAUUUUUUUGAUUUUGAAUUUGUGAAGAGAUAUGUUUCACAUUUUUCAUUUUUUAACUUUGCCACAUAUGGGAAUAACUAUGACCGUGUUCUAUAAAUAGAUUCUUCCUGGUUAAUUCAUAUUUUUAAAAAAGCCUAUACCAGAAUGGAUCGAACUGUUAACUCAGGAGAAGCGUUUCUCGCCUACAGUUUGCGAGAUCGUGUCAAAGUUCACAACAUUGUGAAAUUUAUGAGCGAAUUACUAGGCAUUCGUACCUUUGACCCAGAGGAGGAUAUUUUACCGGGACAAACAUUACUCAGAAGUAUAGAAAUCGGCGUGGCGAAAUCUAAAGCUUCGUUUUUGUUUAUCAGCAAAAACUUUAUUCGGGAUAAACUUUGUCAAUAUCUGGUAGACAGUUUACUUUCUAGAUAUAUCAUCACCAAGGGAAAAUACCGUGUCAUUCUGAUUGUAUUAGACAAUUAUAAAAUUCCUCGAUUUUUGAAGAAUUUGAAUUGCAUUCAUUACCAGAAAUAUGUAGAAAAGAUUCAGACUUACAACUUGAGUUUUGUGGAGAGUCUGAUCCAGCUAGGAAGAAGUGUUUUAAGUGCCUUGAAAGGUCCACGUCAUUUAUUUCGAAGGAUUCGCCCGAGAUGUUUUGUGAAGGCCGAAAAACAUGGCGAACACAUCCUUUCCCGUCUUCGGAGUUUGAUGAAAAGAGAACGUCUCAAGGAAGAGAAUGACGAGUCUAACGUGGUAUUCAGCAUGUUUAAGAUGGCCACCAUGUUAAAACAUUGUAUUUUGUCCUGUAAAUAUGGAGACUGUCCCUUUUCUUGCAGUGGAAAACAGGUUAGGAAAUUUGAAAAGCAUCUCAAGGAAUGUUGGUACAUUCCUGUGAAGUGUUCCAAUAAGCAUUGUUUGUACACGUCACGAAGACAUUUAAUGAACGACCAUUCCACAAAAUGUCAUUUUGCCAUUGAGAAAUGUCCAAAUGUUGACUGCAAUGUCAAACGUCAACUAAGUAAAAUGUCUUCCCACUUACAAAAGUGCCCACAUAGGGUGGUUUUGUGCACAAACAAAAGCGUUGGGUGUAUGGCAACAAUGUCAUACCAGGAUCUUAACACACAUCUGAAAACAUGUCCAUGGUCAUCUCAGCUUUGUGAGAUAUGUGGCGAACAAAUAAUGUACAAAGACCAAUCUAGUCAUGUGUGUCCAUUAGGUACAGCUGAAUGUCCUUACUGUAAUCAAGAGUUCAUCAUGAAAGAUUUCCUAAGUCAUCUCAAUUCUUGCCUCACUAAAUGCGAGCUUUGUCAAGAAGAUUUCCCAAAAUCCAAAAAACGACUCCAUGAGUGUCCGAUCAUGCAGUGCAAGUAUCAGUUUUGUGAUUACAAGGACAGAAUUUUGAAGGUAGAAUUGCAUAUGAUUAACUGUCCGUAUGAACCCACGAAAUGCAUUCAUUGUAAUAAGUACAUUCUAUCAAAAUAUUUGAAGUCGCAUACUUUGGAAUGCAACAAUAUUGUGCGAUGCAGAAAAUGUGGACUCGACAUAGAAAAAUCUUCCAAAACAGUACAUGACAUGUUCUUGUGCAUAGGAAAUACAAAUCGCACAACAUGUCCAAUUUGCGUCGAACUACUUACAGCCGGUUCUAUCAAAAGUAUAACCGAGAUGGUCCUCCAUCACGAAAUGCACAAAGAAAACCCUGGUUUCCGGAAAACACGCGUCGGACUCUUGCCUGAAAAAAAAUUGGGAUCUGUGGAAAAUGGGGAGACUCCAGAGGUCACCUGCAUUGAACUUGCCCAUGGUAUUUUACAUAAUAUCGAUGUAGAUCCGGAUAAUGUAUUAGAUAGCAAGUAUUUACAACCUUCUAACUGGAGAUCUGGCAAAUGUCGGUUCCGGAAACUCUGUGAGAUGAUUGACAGAGAAGAGGACGUAAAACACGUGGUAAGGAAUGGACAACACAAUCAUCUUCAAGUUCAACGAACUGUUUCGUGUGUCUGCCUUAAUGACAGAUCUUACAUUCUUCAUUGACAUAUUUAUACUUAUUAUAUGUUUUUUUAAUGGUUUUCCAUUAUACAUAUGAAUAUGGUUGAUACGAGUUUUACAUUUUUCAUAUUUGUGUAGAUAAAAUUAAUUAUUUAAUUCUAAGUCGACAUAUAUUUAUAUAUAGUUUAUGUCCUUAACUGGUUAGAAGCAUUUCAACGAGCAGCUGUUUACUGAAAAUUUUUCAUAUCACGCUUACAGAAUUUCGGCUAACAGUGAGUCUUCCAUUCAAAAAACAAAAUAAGAUAUUGAAAUAUUCAAUUUUUCGUAGAUUAUAGCACGAUUUAGUUACUACUAAAAAUACAAAGCAUUCCUAGUAGACAGGGUAAAUAUUACAUCUCUUAAUACAAUUUACCUUACUCCAUAAUUAACAAGAUAUUAUAUACAUAGUAUAUGUUUUGGAGGGUAUCAGUUGAAAUUGACACCCCCGAGAUAAGGGGUGUCAAUUUCAUCUGUUACUCUCCUAAACAGGCACUAUUUAUUUUAUUAUACUUUUAAGGUCUUAAUUUCAAAGAACGUGAUAACAUUAGAGUUUUUGAAAAUGAUUUAAAAAAUGUUUCUUUGUAAAAAUUCGACCCUCCAUUGUGGCCUCAUCUUAUUCCCGAAGAUCACGACUUUUACAAAUUUGAAUAUACACUAUGUGAGGUUGGUUUCACUAAAAAUACAGCUUUUCUGCCCUAUUGAUUUUUGAGAAGAAGAUUUUGAAAGAUUUUCUUCCAUAUAAUUUCAUUUUAUUUUUUACGAAUAAAAUGUAUUAUUACCUUUAAGGAGAGAAACUUCAUGAUUAAAAAUAAAAGACCUUGUACCUAA
This is a messenger RNA of Magallana angulata, 2901 nucleotides long. RefSeq lists its product as uncharacterized. Gene Ontology annotation, molecular function: zinc ion binding. Lineage: Eukaryota; Metazoa; Mollusca; Bivalvia; Ostreida; Ostreidae. Gene Ontology annotation, biological process: signal transduction. The coding region runs from base 220 to 2079 and encodes 619 amino acids. The record is from RefSeq and is a predicted model, not a curated record. The transcript has 5 exons.